Molecule: messenger RNA, 693 nt
Organism: Temnothorax curvispinosus
Lineage: Eukaryota; Metazoa; Arthropoda; Insecta; Hymenoptera; Formicidae
Product: interstitial collagenase-like
Exons: 2
Coding region: 1-693 (230 amino acids)
Biological process (GO): collagen catabolic process; proteolysis; extracellular matrix organization
Cellular component (GO): extracellular matrix
Molecular function (GO): metalloendopeptidase activity; zinc ion binding
Source: RefSeq, a predicted model, not a curated record
AUGUGGCUCGCGCGCGUAAUCGCGUUAACCGCGUGUUUUAUCGCCGUGAGGUGCAUCAAUCCCAAAAUUACGGACCAAAAUUACGCGCUCACGUUCGACUAUCUACAGAAAUACGGAUAUCUGUCCAAAGAUGUGGACGCGGUUCCAGCUCAGAGACGAAACGACGUUCUUCGCAAAGCCUUCGAGGAUUUUCAGAAUUACUACGAUUUACCCAGCGAUGGAACGCCUAACAAAACGCUGCAAUUGAUGAGUAAGCCGCAAUGCGGUUUCCGAGAUAUCCUGAAGCACGGAACGAAAGCGAGUUUAUCCAAAUGGCCGAAGACGCACCUGACGUGGAAUUUUUACGUAGCCAACGAGGCCGAGCUAAGCACGGCGCGGGCCGCGUUUGACCUGUGGUCGCAGCAUUCGGCAUUGACGUUCGAACGCUCCGAAACGAAUCCUGACAUUAUAAUAUCUUGGCGACGCCUACGUCACUAUAACACGAAUAUCAAGGUAAACGGACCAAUUUGCUCGAACAGCUUCGACGGUCCCGAUAGGUUCUCCCUGCAUUACAUGCUAACGCACGAGAUCGGUCACCCUCUCGGAUUGUUGCACAAUAGACGCAAAACAUCGGUGAUGUUCGCGUUUACGCCCGACAAGCAGUAUCCGGUCAAGCUCGACCAAAACGACAUUGCCGAUAUUCAACGUUUGUAG